Molecule: messenger RNA, 1431 nt
Organism: Oryza brachyantha (malo sina)
Lineage: Eukaryota; Viridiplantae; Streptophyta; Magnoliopsida; Poales; Poaceae
Product: exopolyphosphatase PRUNE1-like
Exons: 9
Coding region: 81-1259 (392 amino acids)
Cellular component (GO): cytoplasm
Molecular function (GO): exopolyphosphatase activity
Source: RefSeq, a predicted model, not a curated record
AGGUGCCCAGGUUCGCUGCUGCCGCCGCCGGCGGCGGCGGCGGGACGGAGCCCUCGCCGACGCUCGACCGCCGCGACCCCAUGUCACGGUCCGCCCGAAGGCACCGGCAGCCGGGAGGCAUCGGCGACGAGAUCCUGCAGCGGGCGUCCAUCUCCUCCUCCUCCACCUCCUCGCCUCCGCGCGCCGACCCCUUCGCCUCCGCGCCGUCAUCGCCGGCCCACUCCCUGCCUCCAAACCCGCCGUCGUCCCGCCGCAAGUCCCGCUUCCACGACCCCUCCGCCCCCGAUUCAUCCUCCACCUCCACCUACCGCCGCACCGCGUCGUCCACCUCCACCUCGCCCACCUCCGCAUCAAACCCUCGCCUCCCGCACCACCGCCGCCACGCCUCCGCCUCCUCCGCCCCCGCCGUCGACGGAUUAGACCUCAACUCCUUCCUCCGCCGCCAGCGCGCCGCCGUCGCGGAGCUUGGCUCCGCCAGCCGUCCACCCACCAGAUCCACGAAGAUCGUGCUCUCCGACGCCUCCAAAAGUGUCAGCUCUAUCGCGGCAGCGAUAUGCUACGCGUGGAUGCUGGCGAGCAAGGCGGACGCCCAGGCGGCGGUGCCGGUGGUGAACAUGCGCCGCGGCAGGAUGGAGCGGUGCAGGCAAGCGGCCUGGCUCCUCUACCACGUCGGCGUCGACGCCUCAGCGCUGCUCUUCGCUGACGAGGUUGAUAUGGACAGACUAAUGAUGGAUAAGCGAGUGAGCUUGGUAGUGGUGGGGCAAGAUGUUCUUAAACCAAACGAUAAGAUGGGCUCAGUAUGCACAAUCCUCACAAAUAAUUAUUGUGAAGAUGCUUAUAGUCUUCUUCAGAGCCUGGACAUAAAGAAACUUCUGCUUGCAGGCAUCCUGUUAGAUACGAAAAACCUUUCCAGUAUGUGCUCAAACAAAGAUUCAGAGGCAGUGGAACUACUCUUGUUUGGUACCUCUGAGCAUACGAGGCACGAGUUGUUUCAAAAAUUGCUGCUUGAUCACAAUGAUCAUUCUUUUGUCGAGUACUUGAAGAACACCUACAGAGAGUCAUCCACAAGAGGUGAAGGGGACAGUCCCCCGGACCAGAAAUAUUCUGUUUCAGCGUCACGAUCAUCCCAAGAUGCUAAGAAGCCCAAUUCAAAUAAUCAGAGACCGGCUCAUGGGAAUGGUGGAAAGGCCUCAGAUGAAGCUCCUCGUGGGAAAAACAAAUUUUUCUUGGCAAAAUGGUUUGGUUUUGGCUCAAAAUAGCCUGUUUUUACUUAUACUGCAUUUUCAAAUUAGCAUGUUCUCACUUCUAUUCAUUUGACUUACAUGUUAAGAAUUUGUGAUUUGUCAGUGUUGAGGUCGUCCAUAUUGUAUUUUUCUGAAAAGAUCACCAUAUACCAAACUAUUGAAGCUGACAUUUUGGUCAAAUUAAUAU